AUGUCGUCCGAGCUGCGGCAGAAGGCCUACACACGGCGAGCGUCGCAGCACGACGACCUGGAGGAAUCACGCUCGCUGCACGAGCAGUUCCGGUCGUCCAUGUUCUCGGCCAGCAAGGCCGACCGCCUCAACGCGCGAACCACCAUUUCGGGGGGGGCCGGCGGGGCUGGCAGCUCCUGCGACUCGUCUGAGAGCACCACGGCCGCCCGCAUCGACGCGGCCAUCAAGGCCGCCAUGGCCCACGACGCCACCAGAGGCGCCAACACCUUCAACCGCCUCAACCUGACCCCGGAAGGGAGCGCGGCGAGCCUCGGGGGGCCAGGCCGGGGGGGGGGGGGAGGGGGUGGGGCACCGUACCCCCGGAUGGGCGGAGGAGACUAUUAUCGAGACAGCGGCAGCGGCAGCGGCUACGCCGGCGCUUACAGGACGUACAACCCUGGGAGCGCGUCGGGCGGGGGCGAUAGCACCGGUUACAUGAACCGGCCCCCCGCCGCGGACGACUCAGUGGCGACCGGGAGCGUGAGCCACAGGAGCAUGAGCGGCGGCAGCGGCAGCGGCGGCGGCGGCGGCGGCGGGCGCGUUAGCGGCGGCGUGGGUGCCGCCGCCAUGGACCCUUUUUUUCACCGCGUUCCCGGCGGCGGCAGCGGCGGCAGCGGAGGAGGAGGAAGGGUCACGGCGCCACACCAUCACCAGCAGCAGACGCGAGCGAUCUGGGAGCCAAGGGCGAACGUACCCCCCGCACCGAGACCGGCGUGGCAACCAGACCCGUCGGUGGAGGCGGAGGAGCCGGAGGACACGUCGUCCUCGGCGAGCAGCGGCGGCGGGGACGCGCGCCUGGCGAAGUUGCACCCGCAGCCGUCUCGAGAUUUCCAAGAGCACCACCAGGCGGACUCGAUGGGAGCGAUCGCUCCGCCAGAACGGCCUCAAGACAUGCCUCCGGUCAGAACCGACGGCGGUAGCGGAGGCGACGCCCUCGACCACAUGGGUGGGGGCGGCGCCGGGGUGGCCUUGACGCCCGCCGGCUACGAUGAGCCCCUUGAGCUGCCUGACGGCUGUCAUCACAUCUCUCUCGCCAAGUUUCUCGAGGUGAUGACUGGCCCGGGCUUGCGCGUCCGGAAGCACCAUCGAGCGGGCAAGGGCAGCUCGGGCUUGCGAGUGCUGCGAUACAAUGCAGAAGGAGACAGCCUUACUUGGGACAGCCACAAGAUCCUUGGGGCGGCGCAGCACGUACUUCCGAUGAGCGACGUAGAGAACGUGUCCAUGCAGCCGGGCAAGCGGGUGGUGCUGAUGUGCGUCGGGGGGAAGGACAGCUACGCGGUGUUCGAGGCCGCUAACGACGAUGCGGCGGCGGUUCUCUACGUUGGACUGGAACGAUUGCGAGAGCGGACGCAGUCAGGAGUGGACGCGGUAUGAAGCCGAAAACGGCAAACGGCGGAUCGAAACACCCGGAAACUUCCUGCCACACACGAUAUUCAAGCUAACGAUACACAACACAAGACAGGACACGAUUUAUUUUGGGAUCCGUGCGUGUGUUGAUUUGAUGGUGUCACGACCUUCAUAGUCGUCGGUUUUUUCUUUUCUUCUUUCUCUCGCCCUGCCGAGUUGGGUAGGUGGGUCGUUGAAGAAAUCAGGGACUUUGUCCCGUGGCUCUCGCUCGUUUGAUGGAAUUCCCCUGGGAGAGAUGGGACGGUGGAAGGGGGGGGGCGGCGGGUCCUGUUGGAUUUUUUCCGUCACUGCUGAGUAGCAGCGGGAACAAGAGGACAGUGACGGCCGGUCUGGGUGUAGGUUUUCCCCACAAGAACCGAACAAGCGCGGGGGGGGGGAGACCACGGUCGAUUCUGCCUUUUCUGCGCGCCUGGCUCAAGAGGCGGCGCAAAACUAAAGAACGUGGUUUGGUUGGGUUGGUUUGUUGUUGUUCCUUGGGACAAAACGGAGAGGGGUACAAUGGGUUCCGAAUUGAUCUUCUACUCUUUUAGUGCUGUAGUUUUUGCAAGUGGGGAAGGGAGAGAGGAGGGGUGGGGGUUAACGCAAGGCUCCGGUCUGAGUGAUUCUUUGUGAGUUGGAUGGCCUCGAGGGGGGAAGAGUGCUUGUGGUCGAGGAGGGACAGAGAGCCACAGGGGUUUACGGGUCUUGACCCACUGUUGUAGGAGUUCAGCUGCACAACACCACAUCCCGUCGCGUAUGCGUUAUUACAUUUGUUUCCGGCUGCGGUGUGUGAGUGCCUGCUGUUUGUGUUCCCAGCCGGGUUGUUUUGUUUCUCCGCGCCUGACUUGCGAGGAGGGCAGCACGGGGAGGGAAACGGUGAAAAUCACGAACAUUAUGACAUGGAAUCUAUGGUUGGUUGGACCUAUAGUGUAAUGUACCUUUCGAAUCAUGCAUGUGUACCGUACGGCCUUUUCGAGCGAUCUUGAGCGUGCGGUCUGGUAGAUGGAGCUCGUCUUCUUUUCUUUCCCAACGAAUAGUGUUUUGGACUUUCUUUUCCCCCUCCUUCUGUUGGACGGUUUCUGAAGAAGCUUUCCAGCGAACAAACGAGUGAAUAUUUCCCGAGUUGGGGGCCCUUCCUUCGCUAUGCAUACAAGUCUACGUAGUACACUGUGUCUCACACGGCGAUGAACGAAGCUCAGCAGCAGCAGUUGUACGAGAACAAGAGAGAGGGUGUGGGGUGCAGAGUUGAACGGUAGACGCGGGACAGGUUAUUGUUGGUGUGUCGCUGGCUGAUUGGACGCGCCCGCCUCACGCUACGUUCGCCCCCAGAAGCUGGUUGAUUACUUGCCCACAUGGAAGGUAUUGGUAGGUAGGGAGGGUGCUUAUUGGUGCGGAGAGUGGAAGUUGCCACCAUCCAACGAACUGCCUAGUAUUUUGUUCUUCAAGCUUUGGCAUUUUUGUGUUUAUUUUUCGCUCUCUCGCUGUUAUUUUUUUUUAUUUUUCUUAAAAUUUUUUGUUUUCUGUCUCUUGCGAAGAGAUAACGGUGACGGAGCGAAGGGAGCUAGGCUAGCCGAUGUCCGUGUUGUACUGAUAUUCUCGUACGCGAAGAGGAACGUGCUUCGUUUCUUUCUUCACGGGGUGUUUGUAAGGACGCCCACCGAUCGAUCGGGAAGUAAGCGUGUGUUCGAUCGGGAAGUAAGAGCGAAGACUUGUAGCUUCGUUGUGUGGUGCAUUUGGAAACAGAGCGAAGGGGGGAUUCUCAUAGAGUGACGCGUGCGUGUAGUCUCGCCCCCAAGCCCCUCUGCCGAGUUUGUGAGUGAAUCCAUUGCAGCGUUGGCUUGGUCCGGUGGUGGCGCAAGCACGGCUCGUGGGCUUGUUCUUUGGGUCUUGAGGUGGAGAAGGGUGAGACUGAGUGGGGGACUCCCUAGCGUUGACAGGACGCUGGGAUGUGGAAGGGCAAGGCUUUCUUUGUAGGGAGGGCUCGCGCGCUACGCGCUAUUUAGUCGCAUUUCAUUCAUUACGCUGAGACGUGUGAAAGAUUGGCAUUCGCGCGUGCUGUAUCGGAACAAUUAGACACGUAGUAGCCCUCCUCGAGCCUGUAGCGCGACGACUGAUUGUAUUGUAGGUAUAUGUGCUGCUGCAGGUAGGAUUUCUUCUUUUCAGUGUGUGCUCAACACCACGUAUUGCCAGCAAGAAGUUCUGCUUUUCAGUGUGUGCUCAACACCACGUAUUGCCAGCAAGAAGUCGGAGGAAAUCUCCAAAACUCUGGGUGUGUUACGUUUGGAUGGAGUGUAUCUGUUGUCUGCGUCAAUAUAUCUGGGAGCGAGAGAGCAC
This is a messenger RNA of Ectocarpus siliculosus, 3759 nucleotides long. Lineage: Eukaryota; Phaeophyceae; Ectocarpales; Ectocarpaceae. The record is from the annotation of a GenBank genome assembly.